AUAAAGCAGCGGUGUGUGUUUCAGGUCGAGCCGGCUGGAAGACUCCUCAGAAGAGUAAGAUGACUGUGAUCAUGAGACAGGAGGAGCUGAUCGCGCAGAAGAAGAGAGAGAUCGAGGCCAGACUGAAGCAGAACCAGCAGCAGAAGCCGAAGCAGAACAAAACCAGCAGCCCCCCCUCCUCACAGGCGUCUUCGUCCUCAUCAUCCUCCUCAUCUAAUAAGUUUGUGAACGACGGCAGUUUCCUGCAGCAGUUUCUGAAGAUGCAGCGAGAGAAAUGCAGCGCUGAUGAAGGUGAGACGCUUGUUUUCUCAUGCAUGUUCAUGAAUCACACAGAGUCGUUUCUAUAUUAGAGGUGUAACGGUGCACAAACAUGACGUCACGGUUUGGGAUAGUUUCGGUACAGCGGGGAAGAAACUAGGGCUGUC
Molecule: messenger RNA, 425 nt
Organism: Sinocyclocheilus grahami
Lineage: Eukaryota; Metazoa; Chordata; Actinopteri; Cypriniformes; Cyprinidae
Product: SURP and G-patch domain-containing protein 1-like
Exons: 2
Cellular component (GO): nucleoplasm
Molecular function (GO): RNA binding
Source: RefSeq, a predicted model, not a curated record